AUGUCUGUCGCGUCUGCGUUAAAGGGCGACUCUGCCCAGCAAGCUCGCACUCUGUAUCGCCAGCUGCUCCGGCAAGGUAACCAAUUCAACGCCUACAACUUUCGCGAGUACGCCAAGCGCCGGACGCGAGACGCUUUCCGCGAGAAUGUUUCUGUCAAGGACCCCCAGGAGAUCAGCCAGCUCCUCGCCAAGGCUCGUGAAGAGCUCGAGGUCGUGAAGAGGCAGACCAUCAUCAGCCAGUUCUUCAAGUCGAACCCGCUCGUUCUAGAGAGCCCUGCUACAAGGGGCGCAAAGGCGGCAGCGGAGAAACUGGAGCCUUUUGGCACCAAGAUGACUUGA
Molecule: messenger RNA, 339 nt
Organism: Parascedosporium putredinis
Lineage: Eukaryota; Fungi; Ascomycota; Sordariomycetes; Microascales; Microascaceae
Source: the annotation of a GenBank genome assembly